Molecule: messenger RNA, 4026 nt
Organism: Acyrthosiphon pisum (pea aphid)
Lineage: Eukaryota; Metazoa; Arthropoda; Insecta; Hemiptera; Aphididae
Gene: Cdc27
Product: cell division cycle protein 27
Exons: 16
Coding region: 125-2482 (785 amino acids)
Biological process (GO): anaphase-promoting complex-dependent catabolic process; metaphase/anaphase transition of mitotic cell cycle; cell division
Cellular component (GO): anaphase-promoting complex; cytoplasm
Molecular function (GO): protein binding
Source: RefSeq, a predicted model, not a curated record
AUCGUGACGAGUGUUUUUAUUUGUUGUUUAAAUAAAAUAAUAAUACACCUAAGCAUAAUGAAAAGAACUCAGCAAUCAUUAUUGCAUUUUUAUAAAAAACCUAAACAGUCCACCGAAUCCGUCGAUGAUACAGUUCCAUCUACAUCGAAUGUUUUACAAGAUGAUGACAUUAUGGCAACACUUGAAACAGAAAAAAACAGCUCCAAGUCCACCAGUUGUUUCUCCGGCUGCAAUUUGGCAUUGUUUAAAUCAUUAUGCUUAUUCAGAUGCAAUAUUUCUUGCAGAACGAUUAUGUGCAGAAUUUGAUUCAGAUGAAAGCAUCUUUUUACUGGCUACCUGUUAUUAUCGAUCGGGUAAACCAUCUCAAGCGUAUACAAUUCUGAGUGGAAAAAAAAUAGUGUCAGAAAAAUGCAAAUUUUUAUUAGCCCGUUGCUGUGUUGAUCUUCACAAGUUGUCUGAAGCGGAAACUGUGUUAACUGGUAAUGUAGGUGAUUUAAUAUCAUCUUCAUCGUGUUCAUCAUUUAUCGAAACCAUAAUUUCUGAUUAUGGCGACAGUUCUCCAUUUGCUUUGCAACUGAUAAGUCACAUUUGGUGGCGUUCUGAGAGAUCACAUUUAGCUGCUGAGGCCUGUCGGAAGGCUCUCUAUUUAAAUCCUUUUUUGUGGCAAUCAUUCCAAGACUUAUGCGACAGAGGUGUUAAACCUGAUCCUGAACCCACUAAAAUAUUUAAGGUGGACAAUUUAGACAACUUUAAUAAAUGUCUAGGUUCAAAUUCUCAUGUCAAUUCAACACCUUUAUCAACAUAUAAUCUUUCAUAUGAAUCAGUAAAUACAUUUAAUAGUAGCACACCAGCUCAAAAAAUGGUCAACAUGUCUGUACCUAGUAGUAAUAGUUCAAUAUCCAGUGGUAUACAGCCAUUUACACCGGAUAUGAAUAAUGCUAAAGCAAUAUUUGUUCGACCAAUAGGGAGAAAAGUAAAAGUGAUUAAUGAAAAUGCUUACAGCCCAUUGACACCAAGUUUUGGAGUAUUCCCUCUAGAAAAUUCAGAUAACUUGUCUGUUUGUUCGUCCCAAUCAAUGGUUUUAGUUCCUUCAGCUACAUUAAAUGAAACUAAUGAUCAGAAAUUCAUAUCAAAAAGAAGUUCUAAACCAGUAUUUAGUCAGUCAGGGAAUACAAGUAAUAUUAACAAUUUGGGAACUCAACAAAUAACUAUGCCUUCAAGUCCAAUGUCACAUGUUGUAAGACGUAGUAGUCGAAUAAUCACCAACAAUUGUUCGGUUAAGGAAAAUACUAAGAGUCCAAAUAAAAAAUUUGCUAGCCCAAAAUCAGCCACACGUAAAAUAAAAAGUGGAUUGAUACCCAAAAAGUCAGUUUUUGCUGAUAUAACUGAAAGACAUCCAAAAGAGCGUGGAGUAGUUGAAGUAGAAACAUUGACACUUGCUCAACAAGCUCUUAAUUUACAAAAAAAAACUACAGAAGGACUUUUGUCAUUACUUAGAGAUAUUGGAAUUGCGUAUUUGCAAUUGUCAAAAUUUAAUUGUAAAAAGGCAAUUCAACUAUUUCAAAGUUUACCGCCACGACAGUAUAAAACUGGUUUUGUAUUGUCAAUGAUUGGCAAAGCAUAUUGUGAACAGUCUGAUUAUUUACAAUCAAUAAAAUAUUUUAGCGAAGUGAAAGAGCAUGAACCAUAUAGGGAUACAUUAAUGGAACUUUAUAGUACAUCUUUAUGGCAUCAACAGAAAGAGGUUGCUUUGUCUGCUCUAGCACAAGACAUGACUGCUUUAGAUAGAAAUUCUUCAUCUACAUGGUGUGUUGUUGGUAAUUGCUUUUCCUUGCAAAAAGAACACCAAACUGCAAUAAAAUAUUUUCAAAGAGCUAUACAAGUGAAUCCAGAUUUUCCAUAUGCAUAUGCACUUUUAGGUAAUGAGUAUUUAGUCACUGAAGAAUUGGAAAAAGCUAUUACUUGUUUCCAGAAAGCUGUCAAAUUAGAUCCAAGACAUUACAAAUCUUGGUAUGGAAUUGGUGCUAUUUAUCAAAAACAGGAACGGUAUGAAUUAGCUGAAAUGCAUUAUAAGCGAGCUCUUAGAAUAAAUCAUAGUAGCGCUUUAAUCAUGUGUCAUAUUGCUGUUGUACAAAAUAGUAUGGACAAACCUGACCAAGCGUUACAUACUUUACAUAUUGCUUUAACAUUAGAACCUAAACAUCCAAUGUGUAAAUAUCAACGAGCACAAAUUUAUUCUAAACUCGGUAAAUUACCAGAAGCACUGUAUGAGUUGGAAGAAUUGAAAGAAAUUGUGCCAAAGGAAUCUCUAGUCUAUUUUUUAACUGGAAAAGUACAUAAAAAACUAGGCAACAUACACUUGGCAUUAAUGAACUUUAAUAGAGCAACUGACUUAGAUCCAAAAGGGGCCAGUAAUCAAAUUAAAGAAGCAAUAGAUCCGACAAAUAACCAAUCCCCAUUGGAUGAUUCAGAUGACCCUUGAUGCAGUAAUUUAAUUGUUCGUUUAUGUAUUUAUUUAUUUUAUAACAUUAUAAUCUAUAUUAUCUUCUUAACUAAUAUUUUUAAAUUGUUUAUUGCCUUGAAAAUUUAUUUUUAGUGGUUAUUUCAAAACAAAAAAAAAUCAUAAUAAUAAAAAAAGACUGUUGAGAUAUGCAUCAUUAAAUGAAAGCUGGUUUUGGUUAAAAACUACAAAUAAAGUAUAUUGUAGAACCAAAUUCAUUUUUAACAAUUCCUAUUUUUAUUUGUUUAUUUUUUUUUAAAAAUUUAUUUUGUAUUCAGUAAAUAAGUUUUGUGGCUUGUAAUAAAGUUCCUGAUUUUUAGAGCUAAUUUGUAUUGUUAAAAAUAUAAUAUUAUUGUGUAUAAUUCUUAUUAAUCUAAAUUUACUUGGUAUAUUUUAUUACCAGUAACUUAUUAUUUUAUACACCAUGAAAUGUAAAUAUACAUUUUGUAAGCAACUUCUUAUAUAAACUAAUUGUUUCGUUCUAUUAUAAUACACAUUCGAAAGUUCUUAUGAAUAUGACAACUAUUAGUUUAAUUCCAAUUGUUACUGUUUUUAUAAAAAAAAAAUUGUAAAUGUUAGUAUAACUAGUUAUAUAAUGUAUAACUAAAUAUUUAUUAAAUUAAUCUAGCUCUAAAAAUCUAAGCCACAAAAUGAAUAUAAAAUUGUAUUUGACUAAUAUCAAUAUAUAGUUUUUAACAAUUUGUAUUAUUGUAGUAAUAUUAUAAUAAUACUAAUUAUUAAAAUAAAUAUUUACAUAAUAUUCAAUUUAUAACAAUUUUACUCUAGAAACUUUUACUCCAAAAAAAAUGUAUAAAACAGUAAUUGUUACAUACUGCAGGGUUUCAAUGCAUUUGAAUGAAAAAUAUCUGCAUUUCCUUUCACCACUAUGCACCAAAUGUAUCAAUGCAGUUAAUAGUUAUAUAUAAUAUGUAUUGUUGUUUUUGUCAAAUAUAAUUUUAUAUUUAAUUUAAUCCAUAAUUUUGUAACAAAAAUCAUUGUAUUCUUCAUCAAUGUUUAUAAUCAUUUAGUUAAAUAUUAUAAACACUAAUUAUAAAAUGUAUAUUUUUUUUCACUUAAAGGAAAAUUCAGAAAAUAUUAAAUAUAAAGUUGAACUAAAUCUACUCUCACAUUUAAAUUAAAUUAAUACUGAAUUUCAACAUGAUAUUACAUAAUGCAUUGGUUAUAUAGAUUCAUUUGGAACUUUUAAUUAAUUAUAAUUAAAUGAAAUUGUGAUUGUGAUUAAAUACUUAAUUUAAGUUAAUUUUAUACCUGUAUUUAAUUAAUAAAUAUUUAUUGUACAGACAUAACUGAUAAUGUUGUUUUACACUUAGACAGUUAGAUAUUUAAUUUAGAAAAUUUGAUGAUGGAAAUAAUAAGCUUGUAACAGUGAUUUAUUUUAUGGAAAAAAAAUGUUCUGUAUUGAUAAAAAAUGAAUUAUUACUUUACUCAUUGAUUUGAAUACAUCUAUUCUAAGUAAAUAAAAUGUGAUAGCAUUUAUAAUCAAUUAAUAUAAACUCUGAAAAUCA